Messenger RNA from Protopolystoma xenopodis, 513 nucleotides. The record is from the annotation of a GenBank genome assembly. Lineage: Eukaryota; Metazoa; Platyhelminthes; Monogenea; Polystomatidea; Polystomatidae.
AUGUCAUCACUAUCGCGGGCAGUAACGAAGGCAGUCCAGCAAUACAAAUCUCGCCUCGCGAGACUAACCCCAGGACGGUAUGCCUUGGAAGAAAAGCAAUACUAUCUGGGCACAUAUCACCAGAUAGGGAUCUAUUCUGAUGAUGUAGUGCCUGCAGCGAACAAACGGGCAAUUGACUCUACGAUGUCCGUCACUAAGAUACACGCACGCCAAAUCUUCGAUAGCCGAGGAAACCCCACCAUCGAAGUUGAUCUGACUACAUCCAAAGGUGUUUUUCGGGCUGCGGUUCCAAGCGGAGCUUCAACCGGAGUUCAUGAGGCACUCGAGCUCCGAGACAAUGGCAAAGGCUAUAUGGGAAAAAGCGUGAUGAAGGCGGUGGACAAUGUCAAUAAGGUUAUCGCGCCUGAACUUAUCAAGAAGGGGCUGAAUGUCACCGAUCAAAGUGGUAUCGAUAACUUUAUGCUUAAGGAUUUGGAUGGAACCGACAAUAAAAGUGAGAAGGCGCUGCGCUAA